This is a messenger RNA of Colletotrichum navitas, 1018 nucleotides long. Its product is annotated as ATP synthase complex subunit H. The record is from RefSeq and is a predicted model, not a curated record. NCBI's taxonomy places the organism in Eukaryota, Fungi, Ascomycota, Sordariomycetes, Glomerellales, Glomerellaceae. Gene Ontology annotation, biological process: proton motive force-driven ATP synthesis. The transcript has 3 exons. Gene Ontology annotation, molecular function: proton-transporting ATP synthase activity, rotational mechanism. The coding region runs from base 275 to 661 and encodes 128 amino acids.
GAGAAAGAUAGAGAUCGAAUCAGGCCCUGCCUGCCUGCCUUGCAAAUCGAGUCUUUCAAUGUGAUGGUUGCCUUAUACCUAAGGCACCACUAAAAUCCCGCAGCGUUUGGAUCAUUGCGUCCAACCAGAACCGAACCGGCUCACUCCAGCUUUUUUACUGCUGCUUGUUCUCCCAUCCCGUACAAAACCCUCAACCACCCGCCAUUCCGCCCUCUACAACCCCCUUCCCCCCCCGGUGUCCCCCAAUUGAGCCAGCCACCGUCCACAUAUCAAGAUGCUCGUCCAAUUGUCCCGCGCCACUCGCGUCGCUUCGGCUGUCUCUCGGCUGGCGAGGCCCAGCGCCGUUCAGAUGAGGGGAUUCAUUGCCCCCACGGUCUCACGAAGAGCCGACUUCGUCCAGGAGCUCUACCUCAAGGAGCUCAAGUCCUACAAGCCUACCCCCAUCAAGGACUCUGACGCCCAGGGCCAGGUCCAGACCUUCUCUAUCCCCCAGACCCCCAAGUCCCCCGAGGAGACCGACCUCGCCGCCAGCCUGAAGGAGUACGAGAACAUGGCCGUCGAGGUCGAGGGCCAAGAUGCCUCCGCCAUCGCCGCCAACGGCGAACCCGUCAAGCACGACUGGCUCAUGAUCGAGGAGGACGAGGAGGAGCCUCACCACUAGACGCGGGCAACCCUUUUGGGGCACCCCGAUAUCGAAAAGUUUUUUUUAAAACAAACGCCGCAUUUUCAAUCCCGUCUUAAACAACCGAUCGAAAACAAACCAUCCUGGGAGGGCGACUGGGGGAAAAAGUGCUUUUCCAACUCUUGCCUUUUUCGGGAUCUUGUAAAUCCUGCCGCUUGCCCCGACGGGCCGAAGGAGUGGGAGUGUGCUGAUGGAGAGAGGGAGAGGAGAGCUGAAUAACGAGGGGAAAGAAGGUGUGCUGGGAGGUGGUAAUCCCGUGUAUAUUGUCCAACUCAACCUCGCUGGCUAGGAAUGCUAUUCGUAUGCGCUCAAGAUAAUUACUAGCUGACUGCGUAU